CAUGACAUAAGGAUAAAACUUCUGUUUCUAUCCAGUUCAGUUCCCAAAACCGGUUUAGUGCUAUCGUGUAGUCUAUGUCGGAACUUCGGAAGGUAGUCGAAGGUUAACUUGGCGUAACCACGUGUUGGUACUUGGUACUGUUGUGCACUGUGCAGGAUGUCAGUGCUGUGAUUUUUUUUAAAAAUUAGGAUGCCCGAAGCCAGCAAGAUAUUCGUGAGGAAUCGCGCCCUCGGCUACGUGAGCAACCACGUCCCGUGCGCGACAUGGUACCUGAAAUCGAGGAAAGAACACAUAGUAGUGUCAUGCGUCGGUAAAGCGUAUCACACAUACGGUCUGAACCAUUUGUCACUUUUCACCGUGAGCGACUUGACCGAAAAUGAAAUAACAUGUAUUGCGACGGACAGAAAACGUAUUUACACGGCGAACGGUGGGAAGAUACAGUCAUGGAGGAGAGGGACCGUCAUCGCGGACUCGUUCGGAAACCACGAAAAACCGAUACACGUCCUUCUUCCUUUCGGUUCACACAUCAUUUCCGUGGACGAGGACAACCUGUUGAAAGUGUGGGACAGCAAGUCGAAGGAUCUGUUCCUCGAACUGACCUUCGAUCCGCUCACUUUCAGGAUUACCUCCGCUAUGCACCCGAGCACGUAUCUGAACAAGAUUCUAAUCGGUAGUGAACAAGGUGCUAUGCAGCUGUGGAACAUAAAAACUUCAAAAUUGAUUCACACGUUUGAAGGGUGGGGAGCGUCGGUUCAAGUGUUGCAGCAGGCUCCUGCAUUGGAUGUUGUGGCAGUGGGAUUGAACGAUGGGCGUAUCAUUUUGCACAACAUUAUGUACGAUGAGAUGAUUGUAGAAUUCACGCAGGAUUGGGGCCCUGUGACGGCUAUAAGUUUCAGGACGGAUGGACAGCCCAUCAUGGCAACUGGGUCCGUCUCAGGUCAUGUCGUUCUUUGGAAUCUUGAGGAGAGAAAAGUUGCUAGCCAGAUCUUAGAGGCGCACAACGGCGCAGUGUGUUCGGCCAUUUGCUUGCCCAAUGAACCUCUCAUGAUCACUUCCUCCUCUGACAACAGUGUUAAACUUUGGAUCUUUGAUCAGCCUGAUUUUGGUGCCAGACUCCUCCGACUAAGGGAAGGUCAUGCAGUACAGCCCAAUCAUAUCAGGUUUUACCCAGGAAAUCCUGUCCAUGUUCUAAGCGCAGCAGGAGAUUCGUCUUUAAGAGUGUUCAAUGCUAUCAAUGAGAGCAUGAACUUCAGCAUGGGACGAGCUUAUUAUAAUAGGAAAACCGCCAAAAAGAAUAAAGAAUAUGCUGAAAACCUUCUGAUGCCGCCUAUAACAGAGUUCUCAUCUGCAACCGUCCGAGAAAAGGAUUGGGAUAAUAUUGCAGCCCUUCAUCUAGGGUCACCACUCGUCACUUCUUGGUCUUAUGACAAAAGGAGAAUGGGUGAGCACAAACUACUUCCCGAACGACUUGUUAACACGACGAGAGUAACUUUGAAUGUGACUGCCACAUGCAUCCAUUUGACAAGCUGCGGUAAUUUUAUCGUCAUCGGAUACAGCUCUGGCCAUGUGGAUAGAUUCAACAUUCAAUCUGGAAUCCAAAGGUGUAGCUAUGGAGCAAUAACGGCGCACAAACGGAGCAUCAGGGGUGUAGCUGUUGAUCCAUUAAAUCAGUUAGUCUUAACAGGAUGUGGCGAUGGAUUUUUAAAAUUCUGGAAAUUUAAGCCUGAUGAAAGUUCAAAAAUAUGUUCAAAACCAUUGAGCAGAUUAACAGUCGGUGAACCUAUUUCAUUUUUUAGAGUUCAUAAGGAGUCAUCUCUCAUUGGUGUUGUUUUAGAAGAUUUCACAAUAUCUCUAGUUGAUAUAGAUACGAGAAAGGUUGUUCGAAAGAUCAUAGGCCAUUCGGGCCAAGUGACAGACUGUACUUUCAGCCCAGACGCCCGAUGGUUGAUUUCUGCAUCUAUGGAUGCAACUGUGAGAACUUGGGAUAUUCCGACUGCUUCUUUAAUAGACAUUUUUAGGGUUGAGUCACCUUGUAUUUCAAUAGACAUGUCACCUACAGGACAGUAUUUAGCAACAGCUCAUGUAAACUAUCUUGGAAUUUAUCUUUGGGCAAAUAGAACAACUUUCUCUUACGUAUCAUUUAAGGCCAUUAAGAUUGAUGCACCUGUUCCAUUAUUGGAUCUUCCCGGCACUAGAGGUCCAGAACCCAUCGCAUUAGAAGAAUUAGAUGAUGAAGAAGAUGAAAAUGAGGAAGAUUCUGUAGAUCAGAUUGAAUGUCUUGCUACUCUAUCAGGUCUAGCAACUUCCAGAUGGCAAAAUCUCUUAGACAUUGACAUAAUAAAGAAAAGGAAUAAACCAGUUGGUGGUCUGAAAAAGCCUGAAGUCGCUCCUUUCUUCCUCCCAACUCUGCCGACGAAAGAUAUACAGUUUGACUUUUCCUCAGUAGUUAAUGAAGAAGACAGCCUCAAGACUCUCAGAUUAGAUAGAUUGAUAAAUAAGACAGUUUUUGGUCAAUUUCUUGAAAAAUCUGUGGCUUCUGAAGAUUUCAAAACAGUUGUAAAUAAAUUAAAGGAGAUGGGUCCUUCUGCAAUUGAUUUUGAAAUCAACUCCAUGUCGUUUGACAUGCAAGGAUCCGAUUCCUUGCUUUUAAGUUUCCUGAAGACUCUCCGUUGGAUGUUUUCGACUAACAGAGACUUUGAACUUGCGCAGUCUUAUCUAAGCUUGUUUGUCAAAGUACAUUCAAAUGCUAUAUUGGUUAACCAAAAAUUACAGGAAAUGUUAAAAGAUGUUCUAGAGUUACAAUUGAAAAAUUGGGAUCAAAUUCAAGGCAGCUUGAUGUAUUGUCUUAGUGUUAUUGAUGCUUUAAAACAGCAGUCUAAAAUUUAAAUACACUUUCUAUUUGUACAAACUGUAAACAUUUACCUGUAAAUAUGUAAAUAUUGUAAAUUAUUUAAUUAAUAAACUUAUUAUUUUUA
This is a messenger RNA of Cimex lectularius (bed bug), 2975 nucleotides long. Its product is annotated as WD repeat-containing protein 36. Bases 190 to 2886 code for a protein of 898 amino acids. The record is from RefSeq and is a predicted model, not a curated record. Gene Ontology annotation, molecular function: protein binding. NCBI's taxonomy places the organism in Eukaryota, Metazoa, Arthropoda, Insecta, Hemiptera, Cimicidae. Gene Ontology annotation, cellular component: small-subunit processome; Pwp2p-containing subcomplex of 90S preribosome. The transcript is spliced from 4 exons. Gene Ontology annotation, biological process: rRNA processing.